CAGGAGCAGCCGUCCUUCGUUUCAUGUGCUGGUUUCCCUCUGGGGACCCACGGCAGUGCGGAGGUCGAUUCGCUGACUCUCUGUCCCCUCCCAUCGGCGUCCCCUGUCGCCGUGCGCGGCCACACCUGCAUUAAACGGGGGAAGUCCGUCCGGUGAAGAGGCAGAGAGACUGUGGGCUUUCACCGAGAGCGAAAGGGGGGGAAGCGCGGCACCCACGGCACCUUCAUUGCUCCGGACCCUCUCAUCCAAAAGACGGCUGAAGGUAUGCGGCGACAUACGGCUGUGGGACUUUGAAGAUCUGGACAACGGGCUGGGAAUUACCGAAAAGAAACCGAGAGCAGCUACUGCGCGGAGCUGACGGUAUUCAGUGUGAACAGCUCAGCGCACAGGUUUUCCCUUGUGAUGCCUGGCAGAGUGAGGACAGUAAUACUGACUCGGCCAUUGUCUCAUCACUGGUUCCGGACACAGCGAGGCUCCCCGAGUGCCUUGCCUGUCCAUUGUGACUAGAGAAGAGACGAAAGAUCCAGCUUGUCUGCAUAAAGACCUAUUCAGCAUCAUUCUUCUUUGCCAGCCACCUUUGUUAUACCAGGAACAAGAGUGAAGUCUCAGCGCUAUCCUUAGCCCCUAGCCUUUCCCUCCGUCCUCUGUCCCUUUGCUUCUAACACCCUUAUCCCCAACCCACUUCCCUGAACCCCUUUCCCACUCCCCAGGCCCAGUUUCAGCCCCAUUCGGAGUCCCAGAUGACUGCUCAGAAACAUCCGUUACCCUCCCACUCCACACGAGCCUUCUUUCCUCUCCCUCCAGCCCCCGUGGCGCUUGGCACCGAUGCCCAUCACAUAGACAGAUGGAGCCAACCCUGACCCCUCUCUUCGCCCGUGGGGACGCCAAGAGAAUCAACGCCUGACUAGAGGAGAAGAGGGUGGGUGUGAGUGUAAAAGGGGGGGGGGGACAGGAAGUACAGCAUUGCUUUGUCACCACGGCAACACAUCGUCUAAUCUCCCAUGGACUCCCCUUCAGCCCGUCCCGCCGUCCUGAGAUAAAAAUGCCUUUAAAAAUGCACACAGCAGGAAAUUUAGCAGCAGGAGCAGAAGGAUCUAUCUUUUUUCUGACAUAUUUUUGCUUUGAUUAUUUGGCACUGAUGCCUUGUUCUACAUUUGUGCAGUAAGAGGACGUGAAGAUUGAAAAAGAAAAUUCUAAAUAUAGCAAACAUCAUUUAGAGGAAAGCAAAUGAACUCCAAAUACUGAAGGAAAGGCUGUCUAUAGCACAACAAGUUUGGUUUUGAGCCCCAAACGUCCUCUUCCCCUCCAGUCUGUGUGCUCCAGAGUGAAUUCACAGAAGUUGCAACAGCCUGGCAAACAAUAUUUCAGCUUUUUUUUAAACAGCAAACAAGCCACUUCUCAUUGUGCUGUGCUUACCUGAAUAAAGCUGUUUUCUCUUUUUUUUCCUCUGACAGUCAAAACGUAACACGCAUUGCAUUCCAGUCCGAGCUUCCCUGGAUGUCAACGCAUGCUUUUAUCUGCUGUAAGCUACCACGUUCUGCACUGCACCCUUGCCAAGCACUCAAACAUCCACUUCGUUUUGGGGUUAUUGCACUUUCAUUCUCCCACCUGAGUCCCUGCACUUUUCUUUCUUCUUUGGUAUUUUUAAAAUAUGCAAAAUUUUGCCAACUUCACUUUCUUUGGAUGCUUUUGCUCUCUUCUAUCAAACUCUGCUGACCGGCACUCUGAUUAGCAUACGAUAUCCCGACAUCCAACUUUAAAAAGAACCCCUCAUCAACAGUAAAACGAGGCACUAAUGGCCGGUGAAAUGAAUUCAGCUGGCCGACAUAACAGAGGCGGGAAUACCGGAGUCCCAAAGCUUCCCAGGUGACUGCUACCAACUGACACUUUAGUCGAUGUGUGGAUUCUUUGAUUCAGAAACUAACGCAUUAAGGAUGACUGGGAUCUGCCUCUGUAUCCGGUGUUAACUACAAGAAAAACUACAAGAAACUCCAUGAAUUUUCAGGAACGAUACAUCCAAACUAACUUUGUGGAACUUUUGAGUACAAACCAUUGUGGAUAAAAUACAAUACACUGAUCUCAGUAAUUUGUUUUGAACAUUUUUGGGGAAUUACAUUUACCUUCUUUUUAGAUUUACUAAUUUUGAGCAAAUUCCCCCAUAAAGCUUCUGGAAUCUCUUGCUUGUCCUGAUCGACCUGCAGUAACCUUUGGUAGAUUAAAGAAGGACCAACGUAACCUUGUGGAUUCUUUUUCCCUCAUUGUGGUGGUGGUGGCAUCCUCCUUCAGCAGGCUGGGAGUACCACUACAAUGCCGGAGCUGGACAACCUUCCCCCCGCGAGGGAAGCCAGGAGUCCUGAACUGGGCCUUAAUGGUCCAGCAGACCCAGCACAGAUUCAGCACAGCAUCCUAGAGGAACAAGUGGAGCUGUGGUGGUUCAGAGAUCCUGGAAAGUCUGUCCUCUGCUACUGCGUCGCUGUGAUUCUCAUCCUGGGUUGCGGACUCGGGGGCGUCGGCCUUCUUUCGACUACCACCAGCGUCUCGAGUGAGUGGCGGCUCGGUACGGGCACAGCUUUGUGCCUGCUAGCCUUGGGAGUCCUGCUCAAACAACUUCUCAGCUCAGCCGUGCAGGACAUGAAUUGCGUUCGGAGCCGACAGCGGAUCGACAUGCUAAAGAGCGGCGGUUUAUCCGACCUUCUAGUGGUUUUAAUUACCGGGCUGUCACUGUUGAUUUGUGGAGGGGUUCUACUGCGUCUGGCCCUUGCCAACCAUAUGCCAAAGCCUGGCCAAGCCCUUAAUGACAUGUACAUUUCUGGAGUGGUUUUGCUGGCUGGAGGUGGAGCUGCAGUUGUGGGUGUUGGGAUAUACUCUGUAGUGGUGAUCCUUCUUGAGAGGACGAGGCACGGACGGCGGUUUGUAGACCGGGUUUUGCACAUCUUCACUGUUUCAGGACAUAUGGACCGUCAUGCUCGAAGAGAGACUACCUCCAGUUUGGCUAACCUUAUAUGAGAUGCAACCCCAAUAAAGCUUUUUUUGCCCACUGGCUCAACUAAAUUAGAACUGGCUUUAUGCCCAGACACAGAUUCAUACCAUACAUGCUUCCGCAGACUGUGUACGAGAUAAAAUAGUUGAGUGUGUAGUAUAUUCUUAGCGAACACGUUAGUUAUUGGCAGUCAGAUCUCUGUGAGUAAGGAUGCAAAAAUGGAAAAUGGCAGAAGAACUGAACACUGCUGUACAAGGUGAUGGUCAGCUUUUUAUCGAUAGUGGGUAAAUGUUACUCCAUUCUCACAGGACAAAUGCUAAACAGCAUGGAGAAGACACACAAAACAACAACAAAAAAAUAUUUAAGCCAAUUCUGUUAAAUUACAAGCACAAUUUUUAUCCCACAGGAGAAGCAAGCUGCAACUGAGAACAGCUAACCUACGGCGGGAGUAAAGUCCAUGAAUGAACUUUGAGCUAUUCCCUGUCUAUAAAUUCCAAGAACUGUAAGCCUACAACCAAACAAACCCAUCUUGUUCUCUAAAAGAUGAAGUAAUGUUUUUUUGAGGUCUCAUUUGGAGGGCAGCACAUUCAAAUUUAUGCAUGUGAUUUGCAUCUGUGAUCUGCUUUGUAAAAUUGACUAGGGACCACACAUCUGACCACUUCCUGCUCACUGAGGCUCUCGUAGUUGCGGAUGAGAGUGUCAUCUGAAUGGAUGAAAUGGAAAUUGAAUAAGAUGGAAUCUGCAAGAAAUGGGACAGUAUGAACAUGAACAAGUCCUAUUUAUAAUUUUUGAUUUAUAUCCCAUCCUCAUGAUCUUCGUGAAUAUGUGAAAAUAUUGCCUCUGCAAUUUCUGGAAUGAUGAAUACGAGGGAUUCUUUGGGAGUUUUAUUGCCUCGGUUUAAUAAUAAUUUAACAAAAUUCAUGCUGUGGAGAUAUAGUGUUUGUGGCAGCCUGUCAAAACAAAGACAAUGUGAUUGUUGGAGACUUGUAUCACAGCACUUUAGAAUGUAUGAAUAACUUGUGUUUUUUGUGCAUCAACACUGUACUGUCUUAAUUGUGACUCUUGCGGCGCUUUGUUAUCUUAAACCAGUGUUAAUCGAGAUUUUUGAUAUCGUCACGGCAUCGCAUUCCACUGUGUACUGUAAAACACUCACUUAAAAUAACGUGGAAGUCAUAAAGAACAACCACCAAGCUUUGUAGACUCAUUUAGUCUUGCUUUGUUGCAUGGAUUUCUCUCAUUGUCCAGGUGGGCAGCCAGGGUGAGCAUUAGAGUUUUGAUACCACCAAAAAAAGAUAAUGCAAAUCUUGCUGGAUUAAGACUUAAAUAAUAGGAGUUAGUCUCCAGUUCUGAUUUUGUACCCACUAUCUUGUGAUGGCAUCACAUUAGCCACAACAAUUGUCAACAUGUUGUUCACAUUCUCAGCCAUGAAUAGCCUACUCAGUAUUCAUUAUUUCUUUAUUAGAUAAAGAAUUGGCUCAUGGCCGUGCUCAGACUGAGCCUUUAUUCUGAUGUCAGCUACACACUUAAAGUUUCAUGGCUACAUCUUGUGCUGUUGGACAAACCCACGUUCAGCUGCUUUCAUGGUAGUUUCAUCUACAGCUGGUGAUGCCAGGGGCACAUUUUACUGUGAUGGCACUCUAAGGGAAUCUGGAAAACAAUAGCCAGUAUGUUUCAGAGGAAAGGCCAAAAAAAAGGCAUCUGCACUUUAAACUUGGAACCAACACGAAAUGCAGUGAUCCAUAAGGAAAGUUGUGUGUAUGAGCUGUCUAUGGGCAUGCAUUUAUCCAAUCUAUUAAAGGUGUUUCCAACAAGAACAACAUGACAGCAUGGCAGAACUGGCCUCAAGAAGCAAAUACAUUAUAAGUAAGGAUUAUUUCAUGAAUCAAAAUCAAUCAGUGCCUCCCACCUAGCCAACUUAGAAUCAACAUUUUUCUUCAAAGUACAAUCAUUUCAUUACCUUUGACAUAGCUAUGUGAAAUUUUACCUUUAAAAUGUGAAUAUUUUCUGAGUUACAAUCCCUCAAAGUACAUAUUGGAUGGGUUUGUGUUUUGUGCUUUUUAAUUUACAGUUUUUCCAGCAAGUACAGGAGAUGAUUUUGAAGAAAACACAUUUAAGCUUUGUUAAAAAUCACAAUAGAAUCACCUUUUCAACCACUCCAAGUGACACAAUGCGAAGCUAAAAUCUUUUUGUUUAUCAUAAAUGUUUUUUAAUAACCAACUCUGAGCAUUAAUCUCUUGGGAUAUAUUAUAGUUUCAGUGACAAAACUAGGUAAAUUUAAUGUCUAUCACAUAGAGUAGCAGAAACAAGCAUUGGCACCCUGGAUGUUUUAUCUACUUUCUGGCAAUCCACUGGUGAAAACUUCAGAAGGUGCCUUUUGGGAAAAACUUUCCAUGGGUCACAUGACCGUGUGGGAUACUUGGCUGGUCAAAACAUGCUGUUGAAUCUGAAAGCUCUCAUUCCAACUCUCCUUUUGGCACUAGGCUCAUCUUCUAGCCAUGAUUUCCUUAAAGCUUUAGGUGAUCCUGAAAAGAUGGUCCAGAAUCUUUGGAAUGAGGAUGCAGAAGAUCACCUUGAUUGCAGAUGCUUUUUAUGAGAGAUCUUGCUGACCGUUUCCUUGUGGGCACCAUGUCAUGUCUCUUUGCGUUGCCUAACUAAACUUUAGAGAACAACAUCCAGUUGGUGUGACACUCGCACUGACCUGCUGGCUCAUUACUCAGAUCAUGCAUUAAUCCAGAUUUUUUUUAUUUACAAUAAAACCCAUUUAGAUACCAAAACUACCAGUAUUGCACUUCUCUAAAUAAUACUCAGACUUUACAAAAAUACACUUUCAAUUUAACCGCGGCGCAUAGCUGGAGGUGUCAUCUGUAGUCUCGGCACUUUGAAUUUAUUAGAUGUGGGCUAUUUCUGGCUCAGAUAAUAAGCCAUAAUCAUUCCUCACAAAGCUGAGACGAAGAAAAAUCAGUGAAAUUAAAUCCAUUGCAUCAGCCUGGCCAGUCAUAGAAUUUUAGUGCACUUGCAAUCGUUUAAACUGGGUUGUCGAUAUGUCUACGUGAGUUUUUCUCUGAAUUGGACAACUCCACGCUAUGCUGCUGAAAAUAUGGCUUUGGUAUCAUUUAAUCCUGCUUGUUUCCAGAAAUUUAAAAAAAAAAUAUUGCAAAAGCAAUCAUGUUUCUUCCUUUUGGAAAAGUUCAUCUGAUACUUUUAAGACGCAAGGACAGAAUCAGAGUAGAAGAUGCAAAAGGUCAUUCAUGUUUGCGAAACGCUUCCGAAGCCUUCGAGAGUCAUUUCUCACAUCGGCUUACAGAAGAACCUAAAAAAUGGCCUUGCAUUGUGUUUCUGUUGUGUGUGCGUAUGUAAGUCAGUAACGCCUCUUAUCUGUCCGCACAUACGCACAGGCUGUUGCCUUGAGACAAAAGGGUCACACAGUUAACCAUUGUUGGUGUGAUGACGGACAGCAAGCUGAAGGCACAAUGCACAACACAGCGAUCUGUAGGGGCUGGCAUAGACCAGCACCACUUUCUUUAAACACACACACAGAAAAAUAAAAUAGCAUAGAUCCUGCUGGAUUUUGACAACAUGCAGAAAUCCUGGGACUUUUACUUACUUUUAGUUUGUCUUUUGACCUGGAGUGGCCUAUACAGUAGAAAUGACUGGCUGUGAACCCAUGCAUGACAGCCAGAAGAGGUGAACAGAGCGAACUGGGAGGCAGUUCUGAUACUGAGGAGAGAGGACUGUGUGGGAGGAGAGGAUUCAGAGCUUUUCUGUCAAGCCAAACAGAAGAAAGAAUACAAAAACUGGACAAAUUGUUUCUCUGCUAUACACUGGAUUUGAAAGACAUUCAGACCGCUCUUCUGCUCGGUGUCGUGUUGUUAAAUUCAUCUUAAAAGGAUAAAAUGGUCAUUCUUGUCCACAUGUUUACACUGCAGUAAAAACAUGUUUUUUUCUGCCAAAGAGUUUUAAAAAAAUCCAAAUUCUAAUUUACUAAAAUAUUUAGACCUUUUACUGUGGCCCUCCAAACUUUGUUCAGGUGCAUCCUGUUUGCUUAAGACUUUCCCCAGAUUGCAUUUGAAUCAAGUUCCCAUUUGAUUCCAAAACUAGGCUCCAUUUUGAACACAGUAUUGCUGAAACCCAGACUUACACGCCAAACAACAUCUGUGGGUGAGACGUGAAGAUGCAUAUAGCGGUCCUUCAAAUUCUACUCACAAUUCUUCUAGUUUAUCGCUGUGCAUUAGCAUGUUGCAUACAUUUAUUCCAAUGACUACUUAGCUGUCUGCAGUCUAACUAGAUAACAAUUACCCCUAACCCCAGGCAACCAAAACAUGCCAUUUUCACUUUUAUUAAAACCAACUCAAUUUUGGCUUUGCACCUAUGAUGACCUUAGUUAGUUAAGGCAUGUAACCAACUGAGAACCUUCACAGACAUGUAACCAUCUUGCUUUAACUUGAGGGCUUUAAAGAAGUUGGGAGUUUGUUUUUGUUUUUAGACCUUUGUGUAAGCCUGACUGUCUCCUAUUUUUCCUGUCUUUAUGCUAACCUAAGUUUACCAGCACAUGGCUUCAGUGUUAUAUGCGGCUCAAAAAACAAAAGAACACUUUUUAAUCAGAGUACAGCAUCGAGUCAGUUUAACUUCUGAGAUAUUGAUCUGGUCAGUUAAGCAGAGAAGGUUUUUAAUUAGUUUCAGCUGCUUUGGUGUUGAUGAAAUUAACAACAGGAGGGGCAACAGUGAGACAACCCCCAAACACAAAUGGUUUUACGGGUGGAGGCCACUAACAUUUUUCCUUCUGAUUGUUUUUUUUGGGGGGUUUUUUCACUAAUUUGGCAUUUGGCUAGGGUCUGCGGUAAUACUACUGGUAACACAAGGCAAGACCUGGACCCUACAGUGGUGAAACAGGUAGUCCAGCUGCUCCAGCAUGUUCCGUUGCCAGAAGGUUUGCUGUUUCUCCCAGCACCAUUUUAAGAGCAUGGAGGAGAUUCCAGGAGACAGACCAUUACUCUAGGAGAGCUGGAAUGGACUUAACUCAUCAGCAGGACUGAUAUCUGGUCUUUUGUGCAUGGAGGAACAGGAUGACCACUGCCAGAGCUACAAAAUGACCUCCAGCAGGUCACAAGUUGUGAAUGUCUCUGAUCAAACAAUCAGAAACAGACUACAUGAGGGUGGCCUUGAGGGGCCGACGUCUGUUAGUUGGCCCUGUGCUCACUGACGGCACCAUGGAGUCCAAUUGUCAUAUGCUGGUGCAGUAGGUCCUGGGUUUCUCCUGGUACACAACAUAUACUGCCACAUGAGGCCAGGCUGUUUGCAGGCAGUAUCUGGAAAAUGAAACAACUGAUACCAAUGACUGGUCCCCACCCUUUGCCUGACCUAAAUCCAGUAGAACACCUCCAGGACUUUGUUUCCAUCCAUCCAGUGCCACCAGGUUGCAUCUCAGACUGUCCCAGAGCUCAGUGGUGCCCCAGUCCAGACCUGGGAGGAUAUCUUCCAGAGCAUCAUCUCAUUAGGAGCAUGCUCUGGUAUUCUCAGAGCUCUGCAAAGGGACCUCCUGUGCCAUUAUGAGUUGCUAAAAUUAAAUUUUGGGAAAAUGCACUAGCCUACCGUGUAAUUUUUUCACUUUGAUUUUCAGGGUGUCUUUGAAUUUAGAUCUCUGUAGGCCGAUUAUUGUCAUUUCCAUCAAACAAUGUUGCAUCAUUUGAAACACAGUACCCAGUCCAUAUCAGCAUAUCUACUGAAAUCUCAUGUAUAUUCAAAAUGCUCCUUUAAUUCUUUUGAUCCAU
Molecule: messenger RNA, 8748 nt
Organism: Oreochromis niloticus (Nile tilapia)
Lineage: Eukaryota; Metazoa; Chordata; Actinopteri; Cichliformes; Cichlidae
Gene: tmem125a
Product: transmembrane protein 125a
Exons: 3
Coding region: 2308-3006 (232 amino acids)
Source: RefSeq, a predicted model, not a curated record